AUGGAGUCUUGUGGGAGACCAUUGCUGUAUGUAAUGGUUGUGACAAUAACAGUAGCGGCCGUUCCACCUCAGACUGUCCCUGGCCGCAGACCAGCUGGUGUGGCGUUGUUGAGGGCUGCUUCAAGGGGAGAAACUGGGAGGGUGACCAAAAUCCUACGACGUCCAGGAGUGGACGUCAACUACGCUGAGAAGACAGGCUGGUACAGAGGCUACACAGCGUUGAUGUGGGCAGCAGCAAGCAACAGCUCGCAAAUGGUGGCUACACUCCUCAGCAACGGUGCAGAUGUCAACAGUAAAAGUUAUGCAGACGUGACGGCAGUAUUCCUGGCAGCUAAGGAAGGUUUCCUGACUGUGGUGAAGCAGUUGCUGAGGAACGGAGCAAGACCUGAUGUUCCUACUAUCCAAGGCUUCACAUCGUUGUUGUACGCCACCUGGAACGGUCACCUGCAGGUGGUGGAGGAACUACUCGCCUACAAGGCCGACCCUAACUUCCAGACGCCUUCCAGCAGUGAGUCUUGCUAUUGUACUCUCUCCUUCCAUCUUCCCUAAAUCUGGUACUCUUGUCCUCCAUCCCUCAGCAAUUUCCCAAAGUAAUAAUUAUUCCAGCAACCAUUCUUGACACAAUAAGAUCACCUAACAUUCACAACCUCUUUUAUUAGCUCUAUGCUCCUCCACUUCUCCCUGCCAGCUCUAUGCUCCUCCACCUCUCCUUGUCAGUUCUAUGCUCCUCAACUUCUCCCUGUCAGCUCUAUACUCCUCCACCUCUCCCUGCCAGCUCUAUGCUCCUCCACUUCUCCUUGUCAGCUCUAUGCUCCUCCACUUCUCCUUGUCAGUUCUAUGCUCCUCCAUCUAUCCUUGUCAGCUCUAUGCUCCUCCACUUCUCCCUGCCAGUUCUAUGCUCCUCCACCUCGCCUUGUCGGCUCUAUGCUCCUCCACUUCUCCCUACCAGAU
Cherax quadricarinatus is the source of this 951-nucleotide messenger RNA. NCBI's taxonomy places the organism in Eukaryota, Metazoa, Arthropoda, Malacostraca, Decapoda, Parastacidae. The record is from RefSeq and is a predicted model, not a curated record.